Messenger RNA from Lotus japonicus, 1516 nucleotides. RefSeq names its product N-terminal acetyltransferase A complex auxiliary subunit NAA15-like. The record is from RefSeq and is a predicted model, not a curated record. Lineage: Eukaryota; Viridiplantae; Streptophyta; Magnoliopsida; Fabales; Fabaceae. Bases 572 to 1327 code for a protein of 251 amino acids. The transcript is spliced from 5 exons. Gene Ontology annotation, molecular function: protein-N-terminal amino-acid acetyltransferase activity. Gene Ontology annotation, cellular component: cytoplasm. Gene Ontology annotation, biological process: N-terminal peptidyl-methionine acetylation.
UGCAUAUUGCAAUCUUCUGCAAUCUUCACCUCUACCUAUCCUCUCUAUGCAACAAAUCUCCUAGGGUUGAUCUGGUCAUAGAAUUUGUACCCUAAUUACCCCUCUCAUUGAGGUUGAAUAUCUGAAAUUAGUUGAUGAUGGUUGCUAUAAAAAUUGGUUUGAGCUUCAUUCACGGGCACGUUUGGAUCAAUCUAAUUCCCUUUGCUUACAACACCAUGACCAAAGAAUCUCUGCUCAACCUUCUCUCCAACGCAUCCAAAAUUUCUCCAGAUUGCAUAGAUGCAUAGCCUUAGAUUUUUCUCUCUCUACCAAAUCAUCUUCCCGAUUCAAGCUUCAGAGAGGGAACCAGGAAGAUGAUUAACCAAAACCGCUUCCUGAUUUUAUUCCGGAUCAUCGUAGGCCCUCAUGCUUUUGAUUAACCUAGCGGCGGUGACGAGAAGAGGAACGAAGUUGAGUGGUUAAAGCACCUCAGCCGUUUUUCUUCAAUGUUCUGUGGCUAAUUCUCUGCCUCUUUCACAGAUUACAAUUAGUUCUCACAAUGUUUCAUUCUAAUUAAGAUUGUGCACACAACAUGUUCGAUAGUUUGCUUCAAUUAAAUUCAAUUUGUCAACUGUGUUUUUUUUUUUCCUUUCAGGGAUCAGAUCAUGUUUUCAUUCACCACUCUUCACUCCAAAUGAGCAGCUCAAGGGAAAACUCGCCAGAUUGGUUGUGUUCUUUUCUGAAACAUAAGGGGGGAUGGCUAGAGUGUGCUGGUUUGGAAAGCUUACUGCUUCCUAUCAUGUGCUUCUCUUUGCUGGUGAGUGGUGAUGGUGUCAAAGUAGAUGAGGAGAUGUCAAAGUUACUUCCUUCUCAGAAAAAUAAAAUGAGACAAAAACAAAGAAAGGCAGAAGCAAGAGCUAAGAAAGGGGCAGAGGAAAAGAAUGAAGAGUUAAGUGCCAGUGAGGUAUCCAAGUCUAGAAAACGGCAUGUAAAACUUGUGAAUCCUGAUCCACAUGGGGAGAAGUUAUUGCAGGUUGAUGCUCCACUGUCGGAAGCUACUAAAUACUUGAAGUUGCUGCAGAAGAAUUCACCUGAUUCAUUAGAGACACUCUUGCUCUUUUUUGAAUUAUAUACAAGGAAGCAGAAAGUUUUGCUUACCUUUCCGGGCCAGCGGAUUAAGGCAACAAUCAGGAAAUCAUCAAUCUACUGCAAUAAUUUUCAUAUAUGGAUGGUGGAAAGAAUGAAAAAAAAAAAAAAAGCAUUUUUGAGUGGAAUUUGGCACCAAGCGAAAGUUGUUUAUGUGUUGAUUGAUGUAAGGUACGAUCAGUGGAACUGGGUUUGUGAUUGAAGACCCUUUGUGAUCCACUCAAUAGGUUAUAAAGAUAGGUUAGAACUAAUGUAUGUGUCCUUCAAUAGUAGACAUGUAUUGUCUAUGCUUUAAGUAACACCUGAAGUCCUGAAUCAAAACCCCACCACUUUUAUAUCACAUUAGGCAUCUACUGUAUGGUCUUAAUUAAAUUUACCCUGUUUGAGUGUG